CCCUCGGCUACGAGGGCGCAGCGCUGGCGGAAGUUGCGACGCUGGCGUCCCCGGAGCCUACGGAGGGCGGCAGUGACAGGCCGAGCGCUGACGGCAGCGAUUCGGGGGGUGGCGUGGACGCCCGCGGCGCGGGCUGGGGCAUCACCGCGGGCCUUGACCCCGAAAUGGCGCUGCUGGCGGAGCACCUGCUGAAGCCACUGCCUGCGGACAAGCAGAUCGAGACCGGGCCCUUCUUGGAGGCGGUGUCCCACCUGCCACCCUUCUUCGAUUGCUUUGGGUCCCCAGUGUUCAUGCCCAUCAAGGCAGACAUAAGUGGCAACAUCACGAAAAUUAAAGCCGUGUACGACACCAACCCAACCAAGUUCCGGACCCUGCAGAACAUCCUGGAGGUGGAGAAGGAAAUGUAUGGGACAGAGUGGCCCAAAGUGGGGGCCACGCUGGCGCUAAUGUGGCUGAAAAGAGGCCUCCGCUUCAUCCAGAUCUUCCUCCAGAGCAUCUGUGAUGGGGAGCGGGAUGAGAACCACCCCAACCUCAUCCGCGUCAAUGCCACCAAGGCCUAUGAGAUGGCCCUCAAGAAGUACCAUGGCUGGCUUGUGCAGAAGAUCUUCCAUGCAGCGCUCUACGCGGCCCCCUACAAAUCUGACUUCCUGAAAGCACUCUCCAAGGGGCAGAAUGUGACGGAGGAGGAGUGCCUGGAGAAGAUCCGCCUCUUCUUGGUCAACUACACGGCCACCAUCGAUGUCAUCUAUGAGAUGUUCACCAAGAUGAAUGCAGAGCUCAACUACAAGGUGUAGGCAGCUCCCUUGUGGGGCUACACUCAGAAACAAGCAAGCCUGGAUCACUGUGAACCAAGUCUCGUUCACCCACUGCUCACAGCCCCCGGACCAUCCUGGGCUGCAAAGGACAGCCUUGGUAUUUUUUCAGUCUUUUUUUUUUUCAGUUUAUUCUAUUGGAGCAAUAAAUAAUGAUCCUCUUUUGAAUCUUUGAAUUUCACAACAGCACAGACUGACUGUACAUCUUCAUUUCAGUGUGAUAAAAAUCAAUUAACCAACCUGGCUCGGUGGUGCAUGCCUGCAAUCCCAGCUACAUGGGAAGCUGAGACAGGAGGAUCAUAAGUUUGAUCCCAGCUUGGUGCAACUUAGAGAGAUCCUGUCUCAAAAAAAAAAAAAAAUUAAAAAGAAUUGGGAAUCUAGCUCAGUGGUAGAAUGCUUGUCUAGCAUAGGUGAGGCCCUGGGCUCAAUCCCUGGCACCACAAAACAUAAAAGCAAAAUUAACAUUUCUAAUAAAUGAAGUCCUGGGGGGGUCCCCCCCACAAAGAGUACUGCCCUAGGGGAGUGGUACACACCUCACUUCACAGAGAAGCACAUGUUCCUCUGAGGAUCUGGCUGAAUGAUGUUUUGGGUAUUUUAGGGAGUGUGAAAGAUUUGACUGAAAAUUUUGCAGGAUCCUUAUUGUGGUAUUCUUUAAAAAAAGCAAAUUGGUGUGUGUUCUAAUGUGGUUUGCACAGCCCAGCCUCACAAUGCUGUCAUUAGAAACCAUCUGCCUUUUGCCAGUCUUUUUUUGUUUUUUAAUAGCUGAAACCAACCAGCAAGCCUCUGAUGACCAAAGGGCCAUUUCUUUUCAAUCUAUUGGGCACAAACAAUUGACCAUUGAUGACUGUAUCUGCAUUCUUCUGCAUAAUUAUUUUCUUCAGGGACAAUUCUUCCAACCUAAGAAACAAGCGGAUUUCUGGGGAGGAAGAAAUAUACCCUCCAGCUGCUGAGACUUGAGAAGCCACCUUGCUGCCUUAAUGGUCCUUUCUGACGCUAAAAAGAGCUUAUAUUUUUUAAAGUAUUGGUGCAAACCAAGCAACUCCAAAAGAUUUGAUGUGUGUUUAAUAAAAAACUCAAUGAGGAACAAUUGGUGAUUUUUAUGUAGAAACUAAAUGAUCCUUAAUAAAUAAAUCUCUAUUUUGGAAUCA
Messenger RNA from Heterocephalus glaber (naked mole-rat), 1960 nucleotides. It is a transcript of the gene Gltp, whose product is annotated as glycolipid transfer protein. Gene Ontology annotation, molecular function: ceramide 1-phosphate binding; ceramide 1-phosphate transfer activity. The record is from RefSeq and is a predicted model, not a curated record. Lineage: Eukaryota; Metazoa; Chordata; Mammalia; Rodentia; Bathyergidae. Gene Ontology annotation, biological process: ceramide transport; intermembrane lipid transfer. Gene Ontology annotation, cellular component: cytosol; cytoplasm; membrane.